CCAUUAAAUUAGUCUUCUACCAAAAAAACAAGUCAUUACAGACACACAGGACUACAGGAGCUCUACCUGUUAGUCGUGCAUAUCAGGGCCACCUUGACUCAUUUGGGUCUCGUAUUCUCUGCUCUGUGAGUUCCUCUCCGGUUGUGGUCACUAGGACUCUCUCUUUCUCUAUCUGUUUCUGGUUUUAAUUCCAGCUAGUACUGUGCUAUUUCCUGCAGAAUUUUUUUAUAGUUCAUGAACAUCUACAAAUUCGAUUUUGCAGAACUUUCAUUGUUCCCAAAAGAGCAACUUCUACUGUUUGAUAACAAAGAGGAACCUUGAAUUCUGUUGGUUUUCAUUGUAUUUUUUAGGAAUUUCUUCAUUUAAUUAUUUCUAAGAGGUCUAGCUUUGGGAGUUUGGAUUCAUACCGUAGCAGAUAACAUGUUUGAGCUUUUCGCAUCUUCCGGGGCCAAGAUGAGGACUGUUGGAGAAGAUCUGUUAAGUGCUUUUUUACCUUUGAUGAAACUCCUCUGCCUUACUGUCAUAGGCUUAAUUCUUGGAAAAACCCAAAUUGUAUCGAGAGAAACUUUCAAGCUCCUUAGCAAACUUGUGUUUGCUUUGUUCUUACCUUGUCUCAUCUUCACUCAUCUUGGUGAAUCCAUGACCCUGGAAAAUUUUUCCCUAUGGUGGUUCAUCCCCGUUAAUGUAUUGGUUAGCACAGUCAUUGGUUGUAUAUUGGGGAUUGUGGUGGCAAUCAUAUGUCGCCCACCUCCUGAAUUCUUUCGUUUCACCAUUAUAAUGACAGCUUUUGGGAAUACUGGGAAUCUCCCUUUUGCUAUAAUAGGCUCUGUCUGCCAUAGCUCAGAUCAGCCUUUUGGACCUGAUUGUCAUAGAACUGGUGUUGCUUAUGUCUCUUUUGCACAAUGGGUUGCUGUUAUUCUUGUAUAUACUUUAGUUUACCAUAUGAUGGAGCCCCCAUUGGAGUAUUAUGAGGUUGUUGAAGAGGGUACUGAAAUUGAGGAACUGGUUCCAGUUGGAGAUGUGAGUCGGCCUAUCCUUGUUGAAGCUGAAUGGCCAGGUAUGGAGGAUAAAGAGACUGAACAUUCCAAGACACCCUUCAUUGCCAGGGUCUUCAAUAGUCUCUCAGGUUUGUCGCAGACUACAUUUCCUGAUCUUGAUCUCACAGAAGAGGGACGUGGUGGUAGCAGCAGUGGAGGUGGUGAUAGCAGCAGUCCCAAGUCCAUUAGGUGUUUGGCAGAGCCCAGGGUUGUCCGAAAGAUUAGAAUUGUUGCUGAACAAACUCCAAUACAGCACAUAAUGCAACCCCCAACAAUUGCUUCUCUAUUAGCAAUUGUUAUUGGGAUGGUACCCCAAAUCAAGGCCUUUGUCUUUGGAGCUGAUGCUCCACUUUCUUUUUUCACAGACAGCUUGGAUAUCUUGGCAGGUGCAAUGGUGCCUUCUGUGAUGCUUAUUCUUGGGGGAAUGGUCGCAGAAGGGCCACAUGACUCUAAACUUGGGAUUCAAACUACAAUUGGUAUCAUUGUGGCAAGGCUGUUGGUCCUUCCUUUGCUGGGAAUCGGGGUUGUUGCUUUGGCAGAUAAACUGCAUCUUCUAGUCCAAGGUGAUCAAAUGUACAGGUUUGUGCUUUUAUUGCAAUAUACAACGCCGAGCGCCAUCUUGUUGGCAGCAAUUGCCCGUUUGAGGGGUUAUGCAGUCAGUGAGGCUUCGGCACUCCUCUUCUGGCAGCAUGUGUUUGCUGUGUUCUCUCUUUCGCUUUAUGUUUUCAUAUACUUUAAAUUGCUUUCAUAUGUAUGAGACCUUAUCUAAGGUUGAGGCGAUCUAUUUUUAGGAUGACUAUCAAAAUAUACUGAAACCUUAAAAUUUCUCAUUAUUGCCAGAACUUGAUGUA
Molecule: messenger RNA, 1888 nt
Organism: Macadamia integrifolia
Lineage: Eukaryota; Viridiplantae; Streptophyta; Magnoliopsida; Proteales; Proteaceae
Product: protein PIN-LIKES 2-like
Exons: 1
Coding region: 421-1794 (457 amino acids)
Biological process (GO): endoplasmic reticulum to cytosol auxin transport
Cellular component (GO): membrane
Source: RefSeq, a predicted model, not a curated record